AUGGGGGAAUGGACUAUACUAGAGAGGCUCCUGGAGGCUGCUGUCCAGCAGCACUCUACUAUGAUAGGAAGGAUCCUACUAACAGUGGUGGUCAUCUUCCGGAUUCUUAUCGUAGCAAUAGUUGGAGAGACUGUCUAUGAUGACGAGCAGACCAUGUUUGUUUGUAACACCUUACAACCGGGCUGCAACCAGGCAUGCUACGACAAGGCAUUUCCCAUUUCACACAUUAGAUAUUGGGUUUUUCAAAUCAUCAUGGUGUGCACCCCGAGUCUUUGCUUUAUCACAUACUCGGUGCAUCAGUCGGCCAAGCAGAAGGAGCGGCGCUACUCAACAGUCUAUCUGACACUAGAUAAGGAUCAAGAUUCACUGAAGCGAGACGAGAGCAAAAAGAUAAAGAACACCAUUGUUAAUGGAGUACUUCAGAACACAGAGAACUCCACCAAAGAAGCUGAGCCGGACUGUUUAGAAGUCAAAGAGAUCCCUAAUUCGGCCAUGAGAACUACAAAGUCCAAAAUGAGGCGACAAGAGGGCAUCUCCAGGUUUUACAUCAUCCAGGUGGUUUUCAGAAACGCGCUGGAAAUUGGCUUUUUGGUGGGUCAGUAUUUCUUGUAUGGAUUCAACGUCCCGUCGGUGUACGAAUGUGAUCGCUACCCCUGCAUAAAAGAUGUCGAGUGCUACGUCUCCAGACCCACGGAGAAGACAGUGUUCCUGGUGUUCAUGUUCGCGGUCAGUGGGUUUUGUGUGGUGUUGAACCUGGCAGAACUCAAUCACUUGGGCUGGAGGAAAAUCAAAACGGCCGUGCGAGGCGUGCAGGCUCGGCGGAAGUCCAUCUAUGAAAUCAGAAAUAAGGACUUACCAAGGAUGAGUGUGCCAAAUUUUGGCCGCACUCAGUCCAGCGACUCUGCUUAUGUGUAA
This is a messenger RNA of Scomber scombrus (Atlantic mackerel), 915 nucleotides long. RefSeq names its product gap junction delta-2 protein. Lineage: Eukaryota; Metazoa; Chordata; Actinopteri; Scombriformes; Scombridae. Gene Ontology annotation, biological process: cell communication. The coding region runs from base 1 to 915 and encodes 304 amino acids. Gene Ontology annotation, cellular component: connexin complex. The transcript has 2 exons. The record is from RefSeq and is a predicted model, not a curated record.